AACGAACUCGAGUCCGCCGCGUUGUGGGCGUUGUUUGAGGGAGAAACAGUUGAAACUUUUGUAUCUUGAAAAAUUAAUGUGUUGAUGUCUCUCAUGUGUAAGGUAUCUCAACAAGUCUUUGAGUGUGAAAUCCUGAAACCUUAAAUAAUGAAUGAAAAAGCUGGAAAGAAAUAUGGUCUUAUUAUCAAGAAAAAACCAUCAGCUUUCCAACAGAAGCAGUCUGUUUUCAAUGAAGAUGAUUCUGACAGUGAAAUGCAAAGUGAACAAAAAAAUGUAAACCACAGCAUUCGAGCUGAGGCUGCAAGAAAGAAACAAAUAAGACAGACGGAAGUGGAAAUGGAGAAAGUUUUGGCAGAGGAUCCUACAGCUUAUGACUAUGAUGCUGUUUAUGACAAAAUGGCUGAAAGAAAGGCUAAUAUGCUGAUUGCCAAAAAUGCCAAAAACGAUAAAAAGCCCAAAUAUAUCACUAACCUUCUCAAAUUUGCCGAAACAAGAAAGAAAGAAGAAGAACGGCGAAUUGAACGACAGGUUCAGAAAGAACGUGAAGCCGAAGGCUCUGAAUUUGCCGAUAAAGAUGCAUUUGUUACGUCCGCUUAUCGCCAAAAAAUGCAAGAAAUGAUGGAAGCCGAAGAGCGUCAAAGACGACAGGACGAGUUAGAUGGUGACGUAACGAAACAGACUGACUUGAGCAAGUUUUACAGAAAUUUACUAGAGAAAAACGUUUCAGCCGGUGGCUCGUACAAUACCGAGCAACGCACGGAAACUACCGAAGAUAGAGGGAAUGAGAAACGGAAACGGUCGGGUCACGUCGAAAGUACGGAUUCAAACAGCGAGCGAAGUAUUCAGGAUAGAGAAACUAGUAAUGCAGAGAGAAUGCGAGAUAAAGAACCUUUUGAAAAAGAUGAAUACAAGAAAGAUCGGCAUGUUUCGGAGGAACGGCUACACGAAACACAUGAAUGUCGAGAAAAUGAAAAGGAGAGUAAAAAACGAGAACGAGAUGAAUCUGUAAACAGAGCAAAAGAACAGCAUGAGACGGAGGUAAUUUUCUCAGACAAGGAUUGCAAUAGCAAAAAUCCAGAGGUAAGUGGCAGUAAGGAUGACACAAAAUUAAAGACGAAGUUCGUUAAACAUUCGUCCGAUGCAACCGUCAUGUCUGCUAGAGAAAGGUACUUGGCGCGUAAGAAGUCGCGUAUCGUGAAGAUAGCAAACUCAGACGAUGAAGAUUAGUUUCUAGCUGAAAAUUAAUUUUAAAUUCUCAGCUAGAUUAAUUUUUGAAUAUACCCUAGCCUUUAAGUGGCGAGGUUCUGCAAAAUUCUUAUGUUAACAAGUAAUAACACCAUGCCAAUGGAAUAGAUAAAGACAACAGAAAGCAAAAAGUACGCCCAGUUUCACAAUCGACCGAAAUAAAACACUCAAGCGCGACUCCAUUAAAGCCUAUAACAAUGUUUUUAUCUUUAAAGAAUUACCAAAACACCAUGUUUUUUGUUCAUUACGACCGUGCAUUUGCAUGUGCUGGGUGUCGUCCAAUACUAAAUCAUACAAUGCUUUGAAAAUACUUGGCAAAAUUGAUUUAUUUAAUUACCAUUGCAAUUCGUCA
Molecule: messenger RNA, 1597 nt
Organism: Xenia sp. Carnegie-2017
Lineage: Eukaryota; Metazoa; Cnidaria; Anthozoa; Malacalcyonacea; Xeniidae
Product: nuclear speckle splicing regulatory protein 1-like
Exons: 8
Coding region: 148-1227 (359 amino acids)
Biological process (GO): regulation of alternative mRNA splicing, via spliceosome
Source: RefSeq, a predicted model, not a curated record